Messenger RNA from Amorphotheca resinae ATCC 22711, 633 nucleotides. RefSeq lists its product as hypothetical. Lineage: Eukaryota; Fungi; Ascomycota; Leotiomycetes; Helotiales; Amorphothecaceae. The record is from RefSeq and is a predicted model, not a curated record. The transcript has 3 exons. Gene Ontology annotation, molecular function: protein N-terminal-serine acetyltransferase activity; histone H2A acetyltransferase activity; histone H4 acetyltransferase activity. Gene Ontology annotation, cellular component: nucleus. The annotation marks the transcript as partial.
AGGAAGAUGGAGAUAGAUAAUAUCGACGUUGCGAAUAAGAAGACCUUAGAGGAGUUUAUUGGGGACUAUUUGCCUCCAAGCAGCGAAGAAUGGAAAACCUGGAAGCACCCUGUGACUGAAGACGAGUACGAGAUCACGUUAUCAACAGCCACAGCGUUGUCCGAUGUAGAUUUUGAUGCAUGUUUCCGGCUUAUCGAACUCACCAGCUCCGAAGAUUACAAAAAGUCGAGAAGUGGCUGGAAACCGCGUUCCAAACGGAAGGAGAUGAAACUUCUUGAUCUGAAAUACUUCCUGGUCAAACACGACGAUCAGAUUGAAGGAUUCGCCUCUUUCAUGCCAACUUACGAGGACGAUUAUCCAGUGAUAUAUUGCUAUGAGAUCCAUCUUUCACCGGCUUUGCGGGGCACGGGUCUUGCGGCAGUCUUAAUGAAACAUUUGGAAGUCAUUGGCUCGAAGAUACCUGGAACUGCCAAAACGAUGUUGACAUGCUUCACCAGCAAUGCACGAGGCAUCAGAUUCUAUACCAAGUUGGGCUAUUCCAAGGAUGAAUACUCUCCACCGCCCAGAAUGCUUCGCAACGGGACCAAAGUCGAGGCCGAGUACGUUAUCUUGAGCAAAGUUAUUUCACGAUAA